CGGUUUGACAAAGAAAGCAGGAAAGCGCAGCUACACUGUUCCUGUUGACAUCAGAACAGAGUCCAGGCAAAGUUGCUCAAGGGCGCUCCAGAGUGCAAUUGCCAUGGCGCUAGGUAGAGAGGCCAUUCUGGCCCGCCAUGUUCUCCGCUCUCUGCAGCAGCACUACCUCCGCAGACAUACUGAGGCUCUGGGGGCAUGUAGCACCAGCUAUGCUGAAGCGGGAAGCAGGCCAGUUCACAAUUCAGCUGCCCGCACAGCGAGCUCUGCUGACCCAGCGUGCAACCAUGGCGAUCAUGGCCAUCCGUGCAGUCCUGCUGGCAGCUUGCAUGCAUCCACCAAAAGUUGGAUACACGGGAGUGCCAGGAAUGUAGGUGGGAUUGAACAUAGGUUGGGAUCAGGAAUGGAGAUGGGGGGUUUAGGAGUGCAGCAUCAAAUCAGGACCAUGGUGCUUGGCAUUGGGGACGGGGACGAAGACAAGGACCAUGCACGGCAUCAUCAGGAGGAGAGAGUCAUUGGGUACCCCCCUGACCAGCUCUUUGACGUUGUGGCCGCAGUCGACUUUUAUGAGGACUUUGUACCGUGGUGUCAACGAAGCGAGAUUCUGAUAAGGAAGCAGGAGGGGCCAGUAGAGGAAGUGGAGGCAGAGCUAGAAGUGGGCUUCAAAAUAUUUACAGAGAGCUACACAAGCCACGUGACCCAGGAGAGACCACGAUAUGUGCGGUCGACAGUUUCAGGCAGUAAUCUGUUUGAGUACCUGGACUGCUUGUGGGAGUUUAACAGCGGCCCCACUCCCAACAAGACAGCGCUCAAGUUCCGAGUUGACUUCCAGUUCCGAUCACCGCUCUAUCAUAGGGUUGCCAAUCUGUUUUUCGACGAAGUAGCAGCUCGAAUGGUGUCGUCCUUUGAGAGAAGAUGUGAACAAGUGUACGGGCCACCCAUUGAAGACCCGGUUGUCUCCAAUGUAGAACAAUAACGGUGAGGAUUAUGCUCUUGCGCACUCGCUCGAGCGGUUUUUUGAGGAAUUACAGGAAUCUAUACGGGUGGGCUCGGGCAUGUCAUCCGCUUUAUCUGGAUUUGUUAUAGUGCUAUUAUAUCAAGGCAAUGUCAUUGGCUUCUCGCUUGCUGAAUCCAUUCUAUGUUAAUGCAUG
Molecule: messenger RNA, 1148 nt
Organism: Klebsormidium nitens
Lineage: Eukaryota; Viridiplantae; Streptophyta; Klebsormidiophyceae; Klebsormidiales; Klebsormidiaceae
Source: the annotation of a GenBank genome assembly